ACUGAGAGUUGUCCAAAAGCGUUGCAUCCUAUAUAACUUCCCUUUUAAAAAUAAAAUAACCAGAAUCUGAAUCCAAGAUCAUGUUACGGGGCCCGGACUUGCACGCAUUAAUCUUGCCUCAAGACUCAAGAGAAGUCUCGAGCAUAUAAUAGGGUCCAGGCCAGGGAUUUACCGGUGCGGACCCGACAAGUUGACCACGGGAAAGCAGGCACAGAGGGUUCCUCUUCCUGGCUGUGGAAUAGAUUCAGCACUCGCUGUUUGAAGGAUAAGAAGCGUCUUCUACCGUUUGCAGAAAUUCGGAAGAAACCCAGAACACAGAAGGGUCUCUUUCUCAUAAGCACAGACGCGCGUACGCUUAACCCUGGUACUCAUAUUCCGGUACUCGCCAGGAUCUCAGUGGUAACGGCAGACAAUAGCUUUCGGAGAUGUUGCUGAUCUGUGGGGAUGGCUUGCCUGAUCAAUUUGGCGUAAUCUAUAACGAAUCCAUAUAAAAAGGGGAGGGAAUAUGAUGUCUUGGAAAAGCAAGAAGCAGUUGCGCAGUCGGUUGUUGCUUGUUCAAGUGCAGAGGCAGAAUGCAAGUCCAUGACAUGUGGGCUCUCAGAGUCUCUUUGUCUAAGGCCCUUACUUGGAGAGUUGGGAAAUUAGUGGGAGAUGUCAUUAAUACUAUAUUGUAACAAGGCAGCUAUUAACAUCACCCUUGAUAUACGGUUUAGCAUGACCACACCAAGCAUAUUGAGCCAUUGCUUUGCAUGAAGACUUUUUGCAAGGCAGGAUGAAUGACGCAUUUGAUGGACAGAUAUUGGCUGAGAAGCUUUCUAAACUCAACAAUUCACAACAAAGCAUUGAAACAUUAUCACAUUGGUGUAUUUUUCACCGGAAGAAAGCCAAACAGGUUGUUGAGACAUGGGAUAAAUUUUUCAAGUCUGCUCAAAAAGAGCAACGUGUUUCUUUUCUGUAUUUGGCAAACGAUAUCCUACAGAAUAGUAGAAGAAAAGGAAGUGAGUUUGUGAAUGAAUUCUGGAAAGUCCUUCCUGCUGCUCUCAAGGAUGUUUAUGAGAAUGGUGAUGACUAUGGGAAAAAAGCUGUGUCUAGGCUGGUAGACAUAUGGGAAGAAAGGAAAGUUUUUGGAUCUCGUGGUCGAAAUCUUAAAGAUGAAAUGUUGGGUAAAAACCCUCCUCUAUUUGACAACAAUGGAAAAAGCUCGAAUCCCAUCAAGAUAGUGAGGAAGGAUGCCCACUCAGUCAGAAUAAAAUUGGCUGUUGGAGGUAUGCCUGAAAAAAUAGUUACUGCAUUUCAAUCUGUACAUGAUGAACAUUUCAAAGAAGACACUGCUUUGAACAAAUGUAAGGCUGCUAUUCAUCGUGUGGGGAAAAUGGAGAAAGAUGUUGAACAUGCUUCUACUCAAGGAAUUGAGCAGGGGUCAACACUGGCCAAUGAGCUACAAGAGCAGGAAAAUGUUUUGUGCCUAUCUAUUGAGCAACUUGAAGGUGUUGAAGCAUCAAGGUCCGCAUUGGUCACUCUUCUUAAAGAAGCGCUUCAGGAUCAGGAAUCACAACUGGAGCUUAUUCGCAAUCAAUUGCAAGUUGCUCAUACACAGGUAGAGCAGGCAAGCAAUAUGAGGCAGAGGAUCACUGCAGCCCUGGUUCCUGGACCAAGCCCUACUACAACUGCAGUCUCAAAAGCUGAGACAGAAAAUGUGGUAGAACCUAACUCACUACCAGUUCAACCACCAAAUGCCACCCCUCCGCCUUCUCUUCCCCAACCUUUGACUUCCUUUGCACCAUCCAGACCUACAGAAGAAGAUCAUAAGAAAGCUGCUGCAGCUGUUGCUGCCAAACUUGCUGCCUCUACAUCCUCUGCACAGAUGCUUUCGUCUGUGCUGUCAUCCCUGGCUGCAGAAGAAGCUGCCUCCAUGAAUGGUGGCUCAAAAUCUGGUGGUUUCACAGCAAAUUUACCCAUCUUCUCCCCAGAAAAACGGCCCAAACUUGAAAAACCAAUGACAGUUUCCGAUAUGGGUAAUACAACGUACUUUGGACAUGUUCAACAGCAACCAUUGACCAAUGCCCCUGUCACACCUACUCAGACCACAACUACAAGUGUGCAACCCAUUUCCCAGGCUAAUCAGAUAAUGCCACCAUUUCCACCACCUCCACCGCCUCUACCACCACCACCCCCACCAGCACAUCAGUAUGUACAAUCCACUGGUGUGAUGGUUGGAGUGAUGCCAUAUGGGUAUAAUGCUAGUAGCCUACCUCCUCCACCUCCACUACCCACACACGUGGUAAUGGGACUAGCAAGGCCUGGCACUCAGACACAGCAGCAGCAACAACAACAGCAACAGCAGCAGCAGCAGCAGCAGCUGCAGGCAGCCAGUGGAGGAUAUUUUCAACCACCAGGUAUUGGGUUUUAUGGGCAAAGCCAUCAACCAACAACACCACCAUUACCUCGGCAAUAAUUUCCCAUUGGCAUCAUCCCUGAACACAAUUUGUCUUGUUUGUAUAGUAGUAGGUCUUCUGUAACUUAAUUUUCUCUCCCUGGAUUGGAAAAGCAAUUGUUAAGUCAAAAGCAGACAGAGACCUGGAUUUGAAGUCUCUGAGUAUGAGAUGAGAUAUUGGACUAACAGGGGUUGUCCGAAAAUACUUUUACUGCCAAAAUUAGAAUGCUGGUUAUUUACCUUAGCCAAA
Molecule: messenger RNA, 2684 nt
Organism: Nelumbo nucifera (sacred lotus)
Lineage: Eukaryota; Viridiplantae; Streptophyta; Magnoliopsida; Proteales; Nelumbonaceae
Biological process (GO): mRNA 3'-end processing
Molecular function (GO): RNA polymerase II complex binding
Source: RefSeq, a predicted model, not a curated record